AGAUGAACUUAUGUCAGUGUAGAUCAAUUUAUUAAACGUAGUUUAUGAUUCAUCUUUUUAUGUCAGUGAUAUCAUUUUCAGUUUUAAGAAACAGUGAAUUGUUGAUCAUAAGUUUUUUAUUAGUAUUCAGUAUUCAUAAUUAUAAUUAAGUCACAGAUUAAAUCCCAUACAACGUAGUAUUCUAAGCACCAAAAUUACUAACUACAGGUGACAAAAAACAAAAACAAAAUUAGAAUACAAUACUCUUUAGAAUCUAUAUAGAUAUAUUACGAUAAUGGGUAACGAAAUGUCAUCUAGUGCUAUGGAAAAGCAUCUUUUCAAUCUUAAAUUCGCAGUGAAAGAACUAGAAAGGAAUUCAAAAAAAUGUGAAAAAGAAGAAAAGCAAGAAAAAGCCAAAACCAAACAGGCAAUCCAAAAAGGCAAUAUGGAAGUAGCUAGGAUUCACGCAGAAAAUGCAAUUCGGCAAAAAAACCAAUCUCUCAAUUAUUUAAGGAUGUCUGCUAGAGUAGAUGCCGUUGCUAGUAAAAUACAAUCUGCAGUUACAACUAGAAAAGUUACGAAUUCAAUGGCGGGUGUUGUUAAAGCCAUGGAUGUAGCCAUGAAAAGUAUGAAUUUAGAAAAAAUCUCACAAGUUAUGGAUAAAUUUGAACAACAAUUUGAAGAUCUUGGAGUACAAACCGAUGUACUGGAAAAUACAAUGGGACAAACAACAACCACUCUUGUACCACAGAAUGAUGUAGAUUCUCUUAUGCAACAAGUCGCUGAUGAAGCAGGGUUGGAACUAAAUAUGGAAUUACCAGAAAAUCCUCAAGGUUCGACUGUAGGAACGGCUUCACAGAUGUCCCAAGAACAAGACGAAUUGAGUCAACGACUUGCCAGACUCAGACAAGCAGAAUAGAAAUCUCGAAAGGGAUCAGUGAUGGACAAUAAAAUAUAAUUAUCUACUUUAAUAUUGUGAAAUGGUUCUAUUCAUAACAGCUUGAAUAAAAUUAGGCCGUUUUACUAGAGAUCAGUAAAUAUUUUUGCAAGUGUAUAAUGUGAAAAAAGUAAAAAGGGAUCAUAUAAUCAAUUGACUACACUCGCUAUAAAUAUAAUAAAUGGUUUAUUUACUUCAGUCUCUAUUAUUUUGUUUACAUUUUUUAUCUGUUUAUUAUUUUCAAAUUUACUCUGCGAGAUGGUCUGGUAUAGGUACAGGCAAAAAAUCAAUAUGGCUGCUACUCUAUUGUAAAAUAUCCCAUACCAGAGAAUCACGACAAAAAUAAUGAUAUGUUUACAAUUAUUAUAAAUUUGUAUUUAUAUUCGAUUAAAAAUAUAUAUUUUAUUUGC
This is a messenger RNA of Diorhabda carinulata, 1326 nucleotides long. It is a transcript of the gene Chmp1, whose product is annotated as charged multivesicular body protein 1b. Lineage: Eukaryota; Metazoa; Arthropoda; Insecta; Coleoptera; Chrysomelidae. Gene Ontology annotation, cellular component: ESCRT III complex; multivesicular body. The transcript has 3 exons. The record is from RefSeq and is a predicted model, not a curated record. Gene Ontology annotation, biological process: late endosome to vacuole transport; protein transport; endosome transport via multivesicular body sorting pathway. The coding region runs from base 275 to 898 and encodes 207 amino acids.